ACUAUCAAUAUGAAAUGCUCACGAAUGUCAGGAAAUGUCUGAUCACUGUUACCAGCAACCCACGCGUGUUCGUUGCAAAGUUCUAAGUCAUGUGACCCACGGUACGCCUGGAAACAAUAAUAGCUGAUCUAUACCAUGACGUCACCGACCCUACAGCACAGCUAGAAAUGCUUCCUUGUACUUUCUAAUACGGAACGGGGAUCACAUUAUUUCCAGGUUUAACUUUUUUUGUUUUGCCUUGUUAUUUUCAAUGCUGGAUCAUUCCACCCACCCAGGCAUGAUGCAAAUCAGACUACCGAUUCCUUAAAUGAGGAAACCUCUACAACAAGCAACCCAUUAAAACCACACAACUCACUGCAUCUCAAACCAUGGAGUCAAAGAAAGAAUCUGGAAGAAGAUUGCGCGCCAUGGACCGCAGGAGAUACGCCGAGCAAGAAGACGUGUCGGACGUGGAGGAGAUGGUCAGCGUCAGGAGCUUCAGCCUGGAGCAGAAAGUCCACAGCAACACCUACCGAGGGGACUUCGUGCGGCUCAUGGAGGGCAAAGAUUUUACCUAUGAAUACGUGCAAAGGGAAGCUCUUCGUGUUCCUCUUCUUUUUCAAAGCAAAGAAGGGCUUGGCAUCAAAAUGCCUGAACAAGAUUUCACUGUUCGAGAUGUCAAGUUUCUAGUGGGGAGCCGCCGUAUCGUUGAUGUGAUGGAUGUGAAUACACAGAAGGCCAUUGACAUGAGUAUGUCUCAGUUUGUAAGAUACUACGAAACACCUGAAACUGAAAGGGAAAAACUGUACAACGUGAUCAGCCUGGAGUUCAGCCACACGAAGCUAGAAAAAGUAGUCAAGAGACCUACAGUGGUGGAUGCAGUAGAUUGGGUGGAUAAUAUGUGGCCUCCGCAUUUAAAGCAGAAACAAAAAGAUUCAACAAAUGUAAUAUCGGAAAUGAAAUAUCCUAAAGUGAAAAAGUACUGUUUGAUGAGUGUUAAGGGCUCCUUUACAGACUUUCAUAUUGAUUUUGGAGGAACAUCAGUUUGGUAUCAUAUUUUUCGUGGUGGAAAGGUUUUUUGGUUGAUUCCUCCUACUGUUUACAAUUUGCAGCUUUAUGAGGAAUGGCUGUUAUCAGGGAAACAAACUGACAUCUUUCUGGGAGAUCAGGCACAAGGAUGCCAAAAGAUUGAGCUAUAUCAAGGGAACACAUUCUUUAUUCCUUCAGGCCGCCUCACAGCUGGUUACUUUUUGAUUGUAGGAUGGAUCCAUGCAGUGUAUACGCCGGCAGACUCACUCGUGUUUGGCGGCAACAUAUUGCACAGCUUUAAUAUUCCCAUGCAACUUCGUGUAUAUGAAAUUGAAGAUCGAACUAGGGUACAUGCCAGAUUUCGUUAUCCCUUCUAUUAUGAGAUGUGCUGGUAUGUUUUAGAGAGAUAUGUAUGCACAUUAACGAAGAGAUCCCACCUUAUCAAAGAGUAUCAAAGAGAGUCCAUGUUAUUUGAUGUAACCACAAAGACCAGUAUAGACACCCUAUCAUCUGAUUCCUGGUUAGAAAUGGAGGAAGAGUCAUGUGAUGCACACACACAUGAGGAAAAAGAUGACCUUAUUGAGAGGACCUCCAAACUUUCAGGUGAUGAAGACACAUCGCCAAACAGCACACAUUAUGAUGAAAAGGAGGCAGCUGAUGGUAUACAGAAGGUCACCUUAAUGCAGUAUCUUAAAAGAACUUUGUCUAAUGACUCAGAUGAAAGUGGGAAGUCAAUUGCGCACUGUGAUUUUCCAAAAACUCCAGCUGGCUCUCCAACUACUGAGGUACCAACACGGUGGAAGCACCUCACAGAGUUUGAAUUGAAGGGUCUGAAAGCCCUGGUAGAGAAACUAGAGUCCCUCCCAGAGAAUAAGAAAUGUGUCCCUGAAGGAAUUGAAGAUCCAGAUGCACUCCUGGAUGACAUGAAGAAUGUACUGAAAGAACAUGCGGAUGAUGACCAUAAUCUGGCAAUUUCUGGGAUACCUGUGGUGUCAUGGCCAAAAAAAACAAACAAGAACAAGGCAGUGGGAAGACCAAAGGGAAAGCUUGCUACCUCUCCCGCCGUGAAACUUUCUGCUAACCGCACCAGUUCCGGAGCACGUCGGAGACGGACACGUUGCCGCAAAUGUGAGGCGUGUUUGCGAACAGAGUGUGGGGAGUGUCACUUUUGCAAGGAUAUGAAAAAGUUUGGUGGUCCUGGAAGGAUGAAGCAAUCCUGUAUCAUGAGGCAGUGCAUCGCUCCUGUGCUGCCUCAUACAGCUGUUUGCUUGGUUUGUGGUGAAGCUGGAAAAGAAGACUGCGUAGAAGGACAAGAGGCAAAGUUUAAUGUCAUGCUAAUGGAGUGCUCUAUUUGUAAUGAAAUAAUCCACCCAGGAUGCCUUAAAAUAAAGGAAUCAGAUGGUGUUGUGAAUGACGAGCUUCCAAACUGCUGGGAGUGUCCAAAGUGUAAUCAUGCUGGCAAAACUGGGAAAGCCUACAAGCAAAAAAGAGGUCCAGGAUUUAAAUAUGCUUCCAACCUGCCUGGGUCGCUGCUUAAGGAACAAAAGAUCAACAGGGACAAUAAGGAAUUAACAGACACUGUUAAGAGGAAGGUAGAACGUGAAGAGACCCCCAGGCAGAAUCCUGAAGAGCAGCCCAAAAAGAAACUUGUUGAAGACAUUGUGAAAAAGAAGCCUGAAGAAGGCCACAGGAAGAAACGGACGCUUGAGAAGCCUGCAGAACCUGCAGUUCGAAAACGGUUAAAACUUGGAAAAGAAGAGAAUAACUUAAGGAAAAAGAGAAAAUCAUGGAAGACACCAGAUGAACGAGUAUUAAUGGCCAAAACCUUAAGGCGUAUAAAGCAGGAGCCAGGGGAUGAUAUGACUGAGUUGGCACCAAAACCCAAGGAAAGUGACCAAUCCAGAUCCAGUUCACCCACUGCAGGCCCAAGUACAGAGGCUCCAGAUCCCAAAAAGAAAAAGAAAUUCCGCAGGAAAAAAAAGGUGCCCAAUAAAGAACUGAGCAAAGAGUUGAGCAAGGAGUUAAACCAAGAAAUACAGAAAACUGAAAGCAGUCUGGCUAAUGAGAACCAUCAUCCCAUCAAAUCUGAGCCAGAGAGUGAAGAAGACAAUCCCAAGAGAUGUACAAACAACCAUGACGGUGAAAGGAUGCACAGAUUCAGUAAAGGACUGAAUGGGACUCCAAAAGAUUUCAGACAUCAAGGCUUCCCUAGCCCAAGAUCACCAAGAGUUAUUACUCGCCCACCUCCUUCACUAUCUCCUCCUAAAUGUGUGCAAAUGGAACGCCAUGUCAUACGACCACCUCCGAUUAGCCCUCCUCCGGAUUCUCUGCCUUUGGAAAAUGGGGCAUCUCAUGUGAUUAAAAUAGAGGUAUGGAUGAAAAUCUUCAGCUACCUCAGCCACAGGGACUUGUGCAUUUGUAUGAGGGUCUGCAAAACCUGGAACAGAUGGUGCUGUGACAAAAGGCUGUGGGCAAGAAUCGAUUUAAACCGAUGCAAAUCAAUCACUCCACUCAUGCUCAGUGGAAUAAUCCGAAGGCAACCACUUUCACUUGACCUCAGUUGGACAAAUAUAUCCAAAAAGCAGCUCAGCUGGCUCAUCAACAGGCUUCCAGCUCUCCGUGAUCUCAAUUUAUCUGGGUGUUCUUGGAUUGCUGUUUCGGCUCUGUGUAGUUCCAGCUGUCCUUUGCUACGCUGCCUCAAUGUCCAGUGGGUGGAAGGGCUCAAAGAUGCACAGAUGAGAGAUCUCUUAUCACCACCAACAGAUAACAGACCAGGUCAGAUUGAUAACCGCAGCAAAUUGCGAAACAUUGUAGAUCUUCGUUUGGCGGGUCUGGACAUUACUGAUGCCUCAUUGCGCCUCAUGAUUCGACACAUGCCUCUGCUCGCCAAACUGGACUUGAGUUAUUGUAACCAUAUUACGGAUCAGUCGAUCAACCUCCUCACAGCAGUGGGGACUUCGACCAGGGAUUCUUUAAUAGAAUUAAAUUUAUCAGACUGCAAUAAUGUUACAGACCAGAGCCUGAUGUACUUUAAACGUUGUGCGAACAUCUGCCUGAUUGACCUCAGGUUCUGUAAGCAAGUUACGAAGGAAAGCUGUGAACAGUUCAUUGCAGAAAUGUCUGUCAUUUUACAAUUUGGGCAAACAGAAGAAAAGCUGCUUCAAAAGAUUAGCUAAUUAAGGAUAGCCUUUGUACAGUGUGUAUACAAUAAAGCUUAUUUAAAAAGCUGCAACUGAAAGACAAUUUUGGCCUUACAAGUUUUAUAUGGAGGCUAGUCUGCAAACUAACCUCUGGAUCAAGAUUCCCUCCAAUGGUUUCUCCAGCACCUCAAACACCAGCUGCCGCGAAGGUUGACACUGGAUUAAGCGUUUACCUUCCAUGGACACCUCUUUAAAACCCAAGGGCAUGCGCCUAUUUGUUUCAUUUUAUUGGCUCUUCAACUGUUGCAUUUUCUAAUGUCUUUAUGUGGGCCAUCCAGAGCAUUUAAGCCUUCCAGAAUCUGGUGAAAAAUAAUUUCAUACGUUAUGCAGAAAUAUUUUUGUAAACUAUUUAAAAAAAAAAAAAAUUAUUAUUAUUAUAUUUGCAGUGUCUGAAUGCAUACUACUGUUUGUUUUCUUUUAGGCUGCCAAUCUUUCCAUGUAUAGUAAAUUUAUCUAGGCAGCGCGCAGUCUGCAUAACUAAAACCAGAUCAUCAUUGUGACCACUAGACGCAUGUUUCAAAGAGUUUUCUUCUUUGCACAUUUGCAUGCAGAAAUGUAUGUUGAUUUCAGACACAAAUCAUUUUCACAAUACAGUGUCACACAACUGUUUUAGGCAUUACAGCCUAGUGUGUACAAUUCAUUUAAAAAGGAUCAGUGAGUCUUAUAGUGUGCCAUCUAGGUUAUUUAAAGUUUGACACAGCAGAGUCUGCUUAUAACCCUUCUGCCUUCUAAUAGUGCCAUUGUUUUAAGGUGUUUUUUGUUUUCCGUUGAAAGCACCCAUCCACUUCCUGUUUGUAUUGACUGUUCACGGAACAGAAGAAAAGUUUUACUGUUAGAAUGAAAUGGUUUUACGGUUAUUUUCCUGGCUAUAAAAUAUAAAAAUCCAGAUAAUGUUUCAGGAAAAACUCAUUGGCAUUUCCUUUUGUAAAUGUAUGCCUCUUGCACUGGAAAAUUUAAGAAUGGGGUUAGUAUAAAAGGUGAAUGAAUGCCUUUUACAAGUCUUUCCACUUCGAGUCAGAUGUAUACUUUUUUUUUUAUGUAAGUAAUGUUGAAAUUAAGUGUAUCAUGUUUAUUUAUGAACACAUUUAUUAAAUUCUUUUAAUAGAA
Pelobates fuscus (common spadefoot toad) is the source of this 5315-nucleotide messenger RNA. RefSeq names its product lysine demethylase 2B (gene KDM2B). The record is from RefSeq and is a predicted model, not a curated record. The transcript is spliced from 22 exons. Gene Ontology annotation, molecular function: protein binding; histone demethylase activity; zinc ion binding. Gene Ontology annotation, biological process: regulation of transcription by RNA polymerase II; protein demethylation. Bases 369 to 4184 code for a protein of 1271 amino acids. Lineage: Eukaryota; Metazoa; Chordata; Amphibia; Anura; Pelobatidae.